Molecule: messenger RNA, 2889 nt
Organism: Phytomonas sp. EM1
Lineage: Eukaryota; Euglenozoa; Kinetoplastea; Trypanosomatida; Trypanosomatidae
Source: the annotation of a GenBank genome assembly
AUGGAAUGGCGGUCUACCGAGUCGGAGGUCAAGGGUGAAUUUCCUGCUACUUUAAAUCACGAACUUGGGAAUGAUGUGAGGAGAAAACUGGCUGAGUGCGGUUUGCUUUCAGUGGAUGCUUCGUUGGAAAAGUUGCUGUAUCUUGUGCGCCUCUUUGCAAGCUUCACGAAUCUCACUUCCCAAGGCGCUGCCCAGACCCCCAAAGCCGACCACAAGGGCGAGAACUCCACUCAAGGCGCCAAGACGGACGGGGAUGAAUCUACAAAAAGGUUGCCGAGCGAAGAAACCCCGAGUGAGCGAUUAAAUGCCAAGAAGAAGCACACCACACGUGAAGGGGAGACCCCGGAGGGUAUUUUGGAACGCUAUUAUGGCGCCUACCCCCCACCCGUAGCCUCCUCUACCUUCUCGUUCUUUCGCUGGUGGAAAGCCCGGGAGCGUUCUUCUUCUUCCUCUUCUUCUUCUUCUUUUUCUUCCCUUGAGGACUCGGCGGUGGGUGAGAUCCACCGGGUGAAUGUCGAGGCCGAGCAGCAGCUCCACGACGACGGCUACGCCACCCACGUGGCGCGCUCGACGACGUUUUGGAGCCCCGCCCACCUCACCCGGCGGGGGUACGGCCUGGAGGGAAGCAUCUUCGUCGUCCUCGUCGCGCCCCCCACGGCAAUGACGAUCCGACGACGAAAAGGGGCGUGGGGGUGGGGCCUCGAGGCCGAACUCGACCGCGCGCGUUGCGCGAUGACGGUGGAGAGCGUUUUCACGCACGCCCGGUGGCCGGCCGGGGUGUUUAUGGGGCUCCCGGAGAUCGCCUUGGUCGAUCGCGAGGCCCCGGCCGAGGCACCCUCGCAGGCCCGCCUCUUUUCAUGCAUCCCUCACGCCUUUACGACGCAUGCCGUCGGGGCGAGUUAUGGGUUGGAAUACAAGGAUCACAUCCGCACGCGGCGGGUGAACGUUCCGGUUUCCUUUUCCACCCUCCCCAACCCCUCCAACCUCACGGCCGCCCGCAGGCUGCCGUUUUCGUCCACCCACGCCGCGCGCGUGGCGGCCCUGCAGCUUUACCGCGGGGAAUCCUACGUGAUCUUCCUGCGCGCCGGGGUCGUGUUGACGCCGAGCUGGGAUUGGCGGCUGCGGUUGAUGUAUCUUCGCCUGCCGCAGCCAAACCGGGCGGUGUUGACGAGUCGGCCCCUGCCGCUCUUCGCGAGCCCGUCCUCCGCGGGGUUCCCCGCGCUUCUCCUGCAGGCGAUGCGCCGGACGAUUCGCGAGAUCGCGGCGGAAAAGGCGGAAAUGGAGGGGCCCUGCCCGGCCGCCUCCGGCUCGCCCGAGGCGCCCUUCACCCUGCAGGAGCUCCGUUGCCGGAUCGAGCGGGAUCCCGGACUCGGCUUUCGGCUUGCGUUACCGCACGGCCCGGGGUUCCCUGUGGGGGAAGGCGAGGCGGAAAUCCCGCCAGCCUCCGAGCCCCACCCCACGAGGCGAGGGAGUCAGCCCCCCAACACCCCCUUGCCUCGGCGAUUUUCCGCCAGGCAUGCUUCCUUCCGCGAUUUCGUCCUUUCGCGCCGCCCGGAGGAGGGGAUCGAGGCGGCGGGUGGCGAAAGCAGCCCCUCCUCCGCGUUCACGACAAAGCGUCGGCUUUUUUUCGCGCGCGACGGGCAGCCAAGCCUCAGCGCGGCCGAGGCCUUUGUUUUGAUCAUGAACCCUCCUAAAUCACUCCUCGAAGAGACCGCGGUGCAGUCCCCGACGACGCGCCCGUCCGAUGAGGGGCUCUCGACCACCCAGGACGACAUCGUCGGGCUUUUCGAGGUUUCGCCGGGAAAAGGGGUUUGCGAGGAUUGGUUUGUGGCGGAAACGCAGGCGAUUCAUCGGCGGCGAUAUGAAAUCUGCUGGAUCGUGGCAAACCGCGAUCGGAUUAAAGCGCAUCUCACCCUGCAGGCCAACGCGGUCGCCGCGGGCGCAGGGGAGGUGAGCCUGAAUCAUCCGAAGACGGUACUCCGAGGCCCCUGUGCUCCUUCCUGCUCGCCUUUCCCUUUUGAAAUCGUGGAGCGCAGGCAGCGACGCGGCAGCGAUUGUUUGCAUGACAUGCGGUAUUUUGAAUCCACGUCAACAUCGUCGUCGGGGUUCUUGCCAGGCCGCACCGGUGCGCUAUCGGGUCCGGAUGCUAUCCAUCUGAGCGACAGGAAUGCUCUCCGGAUCAAUCGCCUCUAUUCCACCCUGUCGGGGGAUUCAGAUUGGAGCGAGGAGACGUUGAACGAAUCCACGACGCCUUUCUGGCUUCAAGGGGUGGCCUCAAGCGACUUUCUUUUCACCCGCGCCGAGGCGUUCUUUAACCACUCCACCGAGGAUGAGCUGCUGCUCUCCUUGACGGAUCUCACGCGGCGGCUUUCCGCGAGACGACCUGACGAGAACACCUCCGCGCGAGGGCGGCGGCGAAAUGAGGGAGAUCUACGGACAACCGCGCACCGACCGGAAGCCGUUCAUCUCGAUCCGUACUUAUUUUACCUCACCGACGAUGAGACUGACUUGUAUCUGAGCGCGACGCUAUGGACGAGUGGUUUCAACUUCUUCGCGCCAACGGAGGCGAUCGCGCGGUGGUAUAUACGGGAAAGCGAUUUCAUCCCACACCACCUCCACCCGACGCGAGCUCUGGAUCCCACGGAGGGUAGUUCCCCUAGCGAUGUGGAUGAGUCGCCCCCACUCAGCAUUCGGAAGCUUCGUGAGGCGACGCUGCGUCGAUGGCGGGAAAUCUUCACCGUUCACGCAGGGAGCUCCGCGAAUGCGUCCAAUCUCGCACGGCGAGACCCGACACUGCUCCGUGCGCUUGGAAGACAGCGCUCGCUAAGGCGCUACCUUGAGUUCGUUGGGCUUAGCUUACAGGAUGUGAUUAUGAAGGAGACCUCGUGA